AUGUUUGAUCUUGUGACAGUUUCUGAAGCACAUCAGAGGGCAAUACAGAUAGAGAAGCAACAGUCCAGGAAAACUACUAGUCCUUUCAUUGUAGGGAGUUCUUCUAGUAACUCACAACGGCAGGUGGCACGACCUGGUAAUCCUACUCAAUCUGGUCCUCCUAGAACAAAUCCUGCCCAACAACCAACACGUCCUGGGGUUGGUAUUCGUUGUUUUAGAUGCGGAGUUACAGGCUACAGGCAGUCUGAGUGCCCAAAGAAUUCGCGCAGGCGACUCUUUGUUGAUGAGGGAAAUGGCGAUUGUGAAGGUCCACCUGUAUUUGAUGGUGAGGGCGGAGAAGAAGUAACAGAAGAGGAAGAGUUUGUGGUUGGUGAUGUGGGUCAGGCACUGGUGGUGAGGAGGAGUUUCCUGACUCCUUUGGAGAAUAACACUGAUUGGUUGCGUAAUAAUAUCUUUCAAUCAACAUGUACUGUUGGAGGGAAGGUGUGCAAAUUUAUUAUUGAUUCUGGUAGUUGUGAGAAUGUUUUGGCUGAGGAAAUCGUUAAGAAGCUGGGUUUGCAGACUGAGAAACAUCCCAAACCUUAUAAAUUAGCCUGGCUGAAAAGAGGCAAUGACGUAGAAGUGUCUCAACGUGCUAGAAUUAGCUUCUCCAUCAGACCUACCUAUAAGGAUCAGGUCUUAUGUGAUGUAGUAGAGAUGGAUGCAUGUCAUUUACUAUUAGGGAGGCCGUGGCAGUUUGACAGGCACUCACUGCAUGAUGGAUAUACCAACACGUACAACUUUCUGUUUGGGGGAAAGAAAAUUGUGUUACUUCCGGAUAAGGGUUCAGUACAGAUAGUUGGGAACAAUGCCAAUUUACUGACCAGAAAGAAGUUCGAGACAGAGAUGGAGGAGUCUGGAGUAGUGUAUGUGCUGAUUGGAAAGUCGGUUGACAGUAAGCAUGAAGUCCCUCUCGCAGUUCAGCCAUUGCUAAAGGAGUUUCAUGAAGUUUUCCCAGAAGAGCUUCCUGAUGGACUACCACCACUACGGGAUAUUCAGCAUCAGAUUGACUUGGUGCCUGGAGCUGCCCUACCUAACCGGGCACAUUACAGAAUGAGCCCCACUAAGCAUGAAGAGUUGCGCAGGCAAGUUGAGGAGCUUCUGGCAAAAGGACACAUCAGGGAGAGUCUUAGUCCUUGUGCUGUUCCCACUCUUCUCACACCGAAAAAGGAUGGCACGUGGCGCAUGUGCGUGGAUAGUAGGGCAAUCAAUAAGAUUACGGUGCGUUACCGCUUUCCUAUUCCCCGCCUAGAUGACUUAUUGGAUCAGCUUACCGGUGCUUGUGUGUUUAGUAAGCUUGAUUUGAAGAGUGGGUACCAUCAGAUUAGGAUCAGACGUGGGGAUGAGUGGAAGACCGCAUUUAAGACGAGGGAAGGAUUGUACGAGUGUACUAACGAUGAUGAAUAUGUUCGGCACCUUCGAGAAGUUCUUUCAGUUCUUCGAAGGGAUAAAUUCUAUGCUGCAGUGAAGAAGUGUUCCUUUCUCAUUGAUAAUGUGGUGUUCUUGGGUUAUGUGGUGUCGAAGGUGGGGUUAGCAGUUGAUACAUCUAAGGUAGAGGCGAUAAGUCAGUAG
Messenger RNA from Olea europaea var. sylvestris, 1611 nucleotides. RefSeq lists its product as uncharacterized. The transcript has 2 exons. The record is from RefSeq and is a predicted model, not a curated record. Bases 1 to 1611 code for a protein of 536 amino acids. Gene Ontology annotation, molecular function: zinc ion binding; nucleic acid binding. Lineage: Eukaryota; Viridiplantae; Streptophyta; Magnoliopsida; Lamiales; Oleaceae.